Messenger RNA from Trypanosoma brucei brucei TREU927, 528 nucleotides. RefSeq lists its product as hypothetical. The transcript has a single exon. Gene Ontology annotation, molecular function: protein phosphatase inhibitor activity. Gene Ontology annotation, biological process: regulation of signal transduction. Bases 1 to 528 code for a protein of 175 amino acids. NCBI's taxonomy places the organism in Eukaryota, Euglenozoa, Kinetoplastea, Trypanosomatida, Trypanosomatidae. The record is from RefSeq and is a predicted model, not a curated record.
AUGACUGGGCGGAAGCGUGUUAUGUGGGAUGAAAAGAACCUCGAAGACAACGAGGAAUAUCGACGUACUCAUCCCGUCACGAUGCACAUAACAGAACCAAAAACACCGUUUCAGUAUCCCGAGGACGAGGAAGAUUUUGAAGAAGCAUUAGAGAGAAAUGAUGACGGCGGUGGUGAUGAGGUUGAAAACGGUGGUACGUGGGACCCAAAAGUAAAUGAACUCGCACGACAAGUUCGAGAGGAGUUUCGCAAGGAGGCGCCUGUGGUGGUGGCGCCAGUGGCUCCAAGCGGGCGACCGAUGUUGUCAGAUGAAGUUGUGAGCGGUGAGGCGUUGGAAAAACAGCGGGCAGCUGAGUUCAAAACUAUGCGCAAAGCUGUUUAUGCGGACGAGGGGGCGCGAGUAAAGGCACUGUUAGGCAAAGGCAACACCUUUGAUGAUGAUGGUGAUGAUGGUGAUGAUAAUAACGAGGAGGAGGAGGGAGAGGAAGGGAAGAAGGCGGAGGAUAGCAAUGGCAUAGGUGAAAAGUAA